Messenger RNA from Acaulospora morrowiae, 468 nucleotides. NCBI's taxonomy places the organism in Eukaryota, Fungi, Glomeromycota, Glomeromycetes, Diversisporales, Acaulosporaceae. The record is from the annotation of a GenBank genome assembly.
AUGGUUAGAAAAGAUAAAGGAAAGGAAAAAGAGGAGACUUCCAUAGACGGUAUUCGAACCCGUGAAAUCAUCCCUUUUAUCCUUCCGACAACUGCCGAAGCCGGCGGUCGCUGGGUUUCCAUCGCCGAGGCUGUCUCCAUCAAUUUAAGUCGUCCAAAAAAAAAUUUACCUUAUUACAUGCUACCGGUGCUGGGCGCGUUGCCCUCGGUUCAUCACGUCUAUGCCGAAUGGUAUUAUGGGUUGGACGGAAAUCCUCCGAUCGACUUGCUGCUCAAAACCUUCGGUCAUCAAUGGAAGGAUGAUAACAAAGCAAGAUUGACGCGUCGAAACUUCCUAAUUGAAGAAAUCAAGAUGAGAGAAUCCGAUGGAUUUACUACGGCGGAGGUCUUGGUACUUUUGGAUAUGUUGAAGGGGACGGAUAAAUUAAAUAGGUUGGUGGAUGUUAAGCUGUUGAAUCACGCAAGAUGA